Chlamydomonas reinhardtii is the source of this 1500-nucleotide messenger RNA. RefSeq lists its product as uncharacterized. The record is from RefSeq and is a predicted model, not a curated record. The transcript is spliced from 12 exons. Gene Ontology annotation, molecular function: phosphoribosylanthranilate isomerase activity; indole-3-glycerol-phosphate synthase activity. Gene Ontology annotation, biological process: L-tryptophan biosynthetic process. NCBI's taxonomy places the organism in Eukaryota, Viridiplantae, Chlorophyta, Chlorophyceae, Chlamydomonadales, Chlamydomonadaceae. The coding region runs from base 59 to 1081 and encodes 340 amino acids.
UUAGUAUAGUCACAAGCCCACGCAGACAUCGACAACUGUAGACGCGUGACCUCGCAGAAUGAUGCUAAAGCAGCGCCCUCAAGUCGCGAGCGCUGGCCAGUCGCGCCGCGCUACUAGGUCCUGCUCGCGUGUGGUGUGCUCUGCUCAGACUACGAUGUCUGGCGAGGUCACCAUCCGUCGUCGCCCCCCUCACGGACUAGAGACCCAGCCAUGCGGCCCGCACGCCUUCCGUGUGGGUGGUCUGCCUGAUGAGAACAAGCCCCAGAAUAUCCUGGAGGAGAUCGUCUGGUGGAAGGCGCGCGAGGUGGAGGUGAUGCGCGACAAGCAGCCCCUGGCGCUGCUGCAGGGCCUAGCAAAGAAGAUGGACCCGCCGCGCGACUUCCGCGCCGCUAUUGCGGCCAAGGCCAAGGAAACGGGUCGCCCCGGCCUGAUCGCCGAGGUGAAGAAGGCCUCCCCGUCCAAGGGCGUCAUCCAGCCCGACUUUGACCCCGUGCGCAUCGCCAAGUCGUACGAGGCUGGCGGUGCUGCGUGCCUGUCGGUGCUGACCGAUGAGAAGUUCUUCCAGGGCUCCUUCCAGAACCUGACCAAGAUCCGCGCUGCCGGCGUGACCUGCCCGCUGCUGUGCAAGGAGUUCAUCGUGGAGGCCUACCAGGUGUUCAAGGCCCGUGCCAGCGGCGCCGAUGCCAUCCUGCUGAUCGCUGCAGUCCUGCCCAACGCCGACCUGGCCUACUUCAUGAAGGCGGCGCAGAACCUGGGCAUGACCUGCCUUAUCGAGGUGCACACCGAGGGCGAGCUAGCUCGUGUGCUGGAGCUGCCGGACGUGGAGAAGCACUUGCUGGGUAUCAACAACCGCGACCUGGGCACUUUCAAAGUGGACCUGAACGUGACCAAGCGCAUCAUGGACAGCGAGUGGGGCCAGCAGGUCAAGGAGCGGGGCAUCAUCAUGGUGGGCGAGAGCGGCAUCUUCACGCCCGAGGACGUGGCCUUCGUACAACAGGCGGGCUGCGGCGCCAUCCUGGUGGGCGAGUCCAUUGUGAAGCAGGGCGACAUCGUGGCCGGCGUCAAGGCGCUGCUGGCGUAAGCAGACUGGCGUUAGGUGGAGAGGAAGAUGUAGAAAGGCGGGUGGCGAAGCCAGGAGAGGGAGGAGUCGAAGCAGGAGGUCGGUGACUUGGAAGCAGCAGGAGCUGUGUAGCGGGUGAUAGGGGCGUGAGCAAAGAGUCACCUCGAUCGGCAGGAAUCGAUGAGACAGGUCUGUUGGCCUGGAAAGAGACACGCGGCAGUGUUCGGAGGGGACCAGGAUUACGACCUGGCAGUUGAGGAAGCCGCAAGGCAUCUGUAUCGAGUGCACUCCGCAAAGAACGAAGGGCGGGUUACUGACAGGCAGUCUGCAUCUCGAGUGAUGGGGACGUGACCCUAAUGGGAGGAGUCUGUGAGCGUUUGGUAUAUUAGGAUGAGGAAGGGGAAGCUGCUUUUGGUGAUAUGUAAUGUUCGGUCUGACAC